This is a messenger RNA of Podospora anserina S mat+, 768 nucleotides long. RefSeq lists its product as uncharacterized. The transcript is spliced from 4 exons. The coding region runs from base 1 to 768 and encodes 255 amino acids. Lineage: Eukaryota; Fungi; Ascomycota; Sordariomycetes; Sordariales; Podosporaceae. The record is from RefSeq and is a predicted model, not a curated record.
AUGAAACAUGACCUCGAUUUUCUGCGUCUUAAAAGCUCUGGAGGGGGCUAUUCCCCCAGAGGCCCUCUUGAAGCUCAAAAUGUCCCAUUGCGCGUAGUUCUUCCCUCAGCCUACAAGCUCAAGCCCGUCACUCCCAAGAACACCUUCCCAAGCAUAGCCAACACCCCCGACUGGCAAUACGUCCGCCAAACCUCCAACUACCAAUCCAACGGCCCCGUCACAAACGUCAACUCCCCCGACAUCCGCUGCUACCAGCUUCGCCCCGGCUCCGGCGCCCCCGGGACAUACACCGUCGCCGCCGGCUCAACCCUGGCCUACAACGCCAAAGCGUCCAUCUCCCACCCGGGCCCGAUGGCAGUCUACAUCGCCAAGGUUCCCGCCGGCCAAACAGCCGCGACCUGGGACGGGAGCGGCAAGGUCUGGAGUAAGAUUUAUCAAGACAGGCCGAAUCUAGGGGGGAGCAUGACUUGGCCUAGCAACGGGGCGAGGAGUAUUAAUGUGCCGAUUCCGAGGUGUUUGCAGAAUGGGGAUUAUUUGUUGAGGGCGGAGCAUAUUGCUCUGCACUCGGCGGGGAGCACGGGCGGGGCGCAGUUUUAUAUCAGUUGUGCGCAAAUUACUGUUACUGGCGGGUCUGGGACGUACAGCCCGAGGAACCAGGUGUCGUUCCCUGGGGCUUACAGCGCUACUGACCCCGGUAUCAUGAUCAACAUUUACUAUCCUGUGCCCACGAGCUAUACCCCUCCUGGUCCGGCGGUUGAGACUUGCUAG